GAUCUUGUGUUUACCAAAUCAUUGUUAGCACAGAUGUUCCAAAUUGAUUGAUAGCAAUUAAUAUCUAGUCAGCGUCAUAUGAGCGUGACAACUGUAUCCGUCAAGUCACAUUAUUCAAAGAGUGUUUAACGAACGAUUUUUUGCUGAUUUUGUUCGUUAGUUGACGCAAAUUGUUAUUUGUUAUUGCAAUACCCUAUAGAUCUCUGUGACAAUGAAUACUCUGGUGGUGAUGAUGUCUGGCUGCCUGGUGAUGGUCCUGUGUAUGGCAGGCCUGGAGGCCAAGUGUGACCUUCCACCCAGUCUCUGGUGCUCCUCAGGGGAUGUGGCUAAGCAGUGUGGGGUUUAUGAUCAGUGUCGCGAUACAUUGAGACGUGACCCGAAUGCCGGCCCAGUGAAUCUGACACUGUACAUGGAGUCCCUGUGCCCAGACUGCAAGAACUUCUUUGCUUCACAGCUGUAUGACACAUGGGUUGCACUCGGUACCAGUGUUCUUAACCUCACACUUGUACCAUAUGGAAAUGCAAGGGAGACAAAAGAUGGGGACAAAUGGAAGUUUGAGUGUCAGCAUGGAGAACAGGAGUGUAUUGGCAACCUAAUAGAGACAUGUGCCAUUGCCAUUAUAAAGGACAUCAAUAUUUACUUCCCCUUCAUCAACUGUAUUGAAUCAAAGAAUGGAAUGCCAGAAAAAGAUGCAGAAACGUGUGCAGCCAAGAACAAGAUAGACCUGGAGCCCAUCAUACAGUGUGCCAACGGACCGAUGGGCAACGACCUUGAACACCAGAUGGCUCUAAAGACGGACGCUCUCAAUCCACCACAUCAAUAUGUACCCUGGGUCACUGUCAAUGGGGUCCACACAGAGGCGAUGGAGAAGGAGGCAGAACAGUCUCUGGUCACACUUAUCUGUGAUACAUACAAGGGUCCCACCCCAAAGAAGUGCCUUCAGUUGGCAGAGCAGAGAAGAUCCAGUCGUUGCUAUACAAACUAGAUCACGGUGAAAAAUGUAGUUCAAAGUGCACCAACAACUAAAUAUCAACACUUGAACAGCAGUUAUUAAUAAUAUGUUGGUUCCGGUUUUAUUUUAGAUUAAAAUUACAAUGGCUUCAAGAGUGUAAAAUAUUAUACAGUCAUGUAUGAACAGAAAAUAUACAGUAUGUUAGUUUGAUAUCAAUAAUAGAAAUGUACAAAAUUUAUCGUUUUUUUCUAUAGAUGUAAACUUAUGGUAUGCUUUUUCUAGAAAUUGUACUUAACUGUGAUAAAACUUGAAAUGUUCAACUUUUGUAAGACAUGCCCCUUGUUUGUUAGUUUGUUUUUAUAAAUUUUACAUCAAUUAAAAAAUUAAUGAUUGUGUUUUUCUGUUGGAAUCAUAUACAUUCAAAUAUCUUGCAAAAUUUCUUGUAUUGUGUGAAUAAUUUGUAUCAAACAUGUUAAACGUAGUGGCAUGUGUCCUAGCAAAAUAAAAUAAAUAUAGAACUAAUACUUUUUCAGCAAGAAAAACAGUAAAAAGCAGGAUUUUGCUGUCUGAAACUAUUAUUACACUAACACAAAUUUACUUAAACAAAAGUAUAUCAAUAUCUUUUGUGUUGAGUACUUAUGCAUACAAUUUGACAGUCAAAUUAUGUUAACAUAUUUUUGAAUGUCAAUAGUUUAUUUUAAUGGUUAUUCUUUUACAUGGCAUAACAAUAUGAACAUAUUAAAUGUGUUAUCUUAUCCAGGGAGUAUGAAUGUUUGAAUGUGUUUUUAAUAUAUAAAUAAAGUCCUUACAUUUUCUAGUCUCUUAAUAAAAUCAGGUUAAGAUUAUUAUGUAUUUACUUAAAAUAUAACUGUAUAUGACUGUGCAAUAACUUAAGUUAGUGUUAUAGUAUAAUGUAUAGUUCUGACUUUGCAAUAACUUAAGUUAGUGUUAUUGUUUAACUUAUAGUUCUGACUUUGCAAUAACUUAAUAUAACUUAUAGUUCUGACUUUGCAAUAACUUAAGUUAGUGUUAUAGUAUAACUUGUAGUUCUGACUGCAAUAACUUAAGUUAGUGUUAUAGUAUAACUUAUAGUUCUGCCUUUGCAAUAUCUUAAGUUAGUGUUAUAGUAUAACUUAUAGUUCUGACUUUGCAAUAAAUUAAGUUAGUGUUAUAGUAUAACUUGUAGUUCUGACUUUGCAAUAACUUAAGUUAGUGUUAUAGUAUAACUUAUAGUUCUGACUUUGCAAUAACUUAAGUUAGUGUUAUAGUUUAACUUACAGUUCUCAGUUAAAGUAAUAAUUGACAUACCAAAUAUAAGUUUUUACAGCUUUAUUAAUCUUAUCAUGUUUAAAUAAAUAAAUACUGUUUUGGGCUUAAAUAGUAACGUGUGUGCAUGCUGCAUCUUACAUGUCUGAGCAUUUUAUAUACUUUUACCAACUUUACAGAUUUUACCAUGUAUAUUAUUGUGUAAAAAUUUUGAAUACAAACAUUCACUAGAUACCUAAUAAAUUUUCUGUCAAUUGCUCAUUAUUUCAGUUUUAAAUGACAACAGGCUUUUUAUAUAAACAGAUCGGCGGAUAACCACUACUCAUUUAGCAUGCAUAUGGAUUUAAGUUUAAAGAUAUAAAACAUGUACAUUUGUGUACAUUAGGAUAUGUCCCUUAGCUGUGAGCUAUUUGUGAAACAUCAUGGUUAAGGAGUAAUUUAUUGUUCUUGUUUAUCAUAUUUGACUGGUUUAUACUUGAUGAUAUAGAAAUUAUUUUCAUUAAUGUUAACGUCAGCAUAAUGUACCUUUUGAUUGAAAUACAAUACAUGAAAAUUGAA
Messenger RNA from Dreissena polymorpha, 2776 nucleotides. RefSeq names its product gamma-interferon-inducible lysosomal thiol reductase-like. Gene Ontology annotation, molecular function: oxidoreductase activity, acting on a sulfur group of donors, disulfide as acceptor. Gene Ontology annotation, cellular component: lysosome. The transcript is spliced from 8 exons. Lineage: Eukaryota; Metazoa; Mollusca; Bivalvia; Myida; Dreissenidae. The record is from RefSeq and is a predicted model, not a curated record. Bases 212 to 985 code for a protein of 257 amino acids.